This is a messenger RNA of Camelus dromedarius (Arabian camel), 4360 nucleotides long. RefSeq names its product F-box and leucine rich repeat protein 3 (gene FBXL3). Gene Ontology annotation, molecular function: protein binding. Lineage: Eukaryota; Metazoa; Chordata; Mammalia; Artiodactyla; Camelidae. The record is from RefSeq and is a predicted model, not a curated record. The coding region runs from base 1203 to 2495 and encodes 430 amino acids. The transcript has 5 exons.
UGGACCUUGGCGGGCGGCGGGGCUGGCAGGGCGGGCGGGGGACGCGGGGUGGCGGGCGGGGGACGCCCCUCGGGAGCGCCUGGCUGGGCGCUAGGCGGGGCGCCCGGACCGCGGAGCCUGCUCGUGGGCGUUGCCCCGCUGUGCCUGCUUCCAAACAUGUCAACAAGGCGUGGAGCGUGCGCGGGGGCCGCGUGCAGCCUCCCCGCCACACCGCCGCGCCCGGCGUCCCGCUUGGUUACCCUGAGUGCGGGCUGGUGGGGCUCUGCCAGGCUCUUCCCCGUGUCAGCUGGGGCCCUACACGUAGCUUGAGUAACCAGGCGCAAACAGACUGCCCAGAGUAGGGUGCAGGGGAAGUGUCAGGGAAAGCCAGUCCGUGGAGGUGGCGCAGGGAGGAGGGGACGUCCCGGCCGUGUAGCAAGUGGAAAACUUGGUCAACUUGGAUGUGCAGCCUCGCGCCUGUUUUCGGCGAGAGCAGUCCUUUGAGGUGGGGUUGCAGACAAGGAUCAGAUAGCAGGUUAUCAAAUGAUUGGCCUGCAUCUUCAAGCUAAGAAAUGAGAUGACUACUGUUAUUUUGCUGGUGAUGCCGAAUCGAAUGGCCCAGAUCUUUUAAUUGGAGUCUUUUUUCUAACACCUCUGAAAUAUUUAUACAAAUGCCAUCGACUCGCACUUAACUACAAAUGACUGCUAAACAAAUUUUCACCACCACCCUGUGCUACCGUCUAGUUCUGAGGGCUAAUCUCUUCCCCUGUUUUAGUCUUGUACUCCAGCCAGCGAAUGCGCAUUAAUUUUGUUACUAGUCAAAGCAGGACAUAAAUGGAAAGGAACUGUGAUGCCAAAACAGGCUUUACAGCUAAAUACAAAGAGGCUUUUAAAAUGACCACAGCACAGAGUACUAAAAGUAGUCUUCGACUCUUCAUAUGGUGACCAAGUUGACUGCUCCUUUCAGAAUGUAUGGAAAUGUGAAGAACUAAUUCUGUAGCUCCCUGUGCUGCUCAGUCAGUCUGGAAUCUUUCCUUAUUAGUUUGCUUUUUGACGCUUUGUAGGAAUAUCAGUCCCUCACCAAAUGCUUUGAGUGGCCUAAGUUGCGUAGAUGAUUUGGGGCCUGGAGAAGUUGCAGUUUGAAGUGAACUGCGGAAAGAGGCCUAGUUUUGGUGCUCUACAAAGUCUCAGAGACGUUAAUCGUUCUCUGUACUCCUGUUCAAAUGAUGAAACGAGGAAUAGGAAGAGAUAGUGACCAUAAUUCAUCAGGAGAAGAUACUGCAGAGAAAUCCAAGAAACUGAGGACUGCAAGUGAGCAUUCACAGACUUGUGACUGGGGUAAUCUCCUUCAGGACAUUGUUCUCCAGGUAUUUAAGUAUUUGCCUCUUCUUGACCGGGCUCAUGCUUCCCAAGUUUGCCGCAACUGGAACCAAGUAUUUCACAUGCCUGACUUGUGGAGAUGUUUUGAAUUUGAACUGAAUCAGCCAGCUACAUCUUAUUUGAAAGCUACACAUCCAGAGCUGAUCAAACAGAUUAUUAAAAGACAUUCAAACCAUCUACAGUAUGUCAGCUUCAAGGUGGACAGCAGCAAAGAGUCAGCUGAAGCAGCUUGUGAUAUAUUAUCACAGCUUGUGAAUUGCUCUUUAAAAACACUUGGACUUAUUUCAACUGCUCGGCCAAGCUUUAUGGAUUUACCAAAGUCUCACUUUAUCUCUGCACUGACAGUUGUGUUUGUAAACUCCAAAUCCUUGUCCUCACUUAAGAUAGAUGACACCCCAGUAGAUGAUCCAUCCCUCAAAGUACUAGUGGCCAACAACAGUGAUACACUCAAGCUGCUGAAGAUGAGCAGCUGUCCUCACGUCUCUCCAGCAGGUAUCCUUUGUGUAGCUGAUCAGUGUCACGGCUUACGUGAACUGGCCCUGAAUUACCACUUGUUAAGUGAUGAACUGCUGCUUGCUUUAUCUUCUGAAAAACACGUUCGCUUAGAACAUUUGCGCAUAGAUGUGGUCAGUGAGAAUCCUGGACAGACUCACUUCCAUACUAUUCAGAAGAGCAGCUGGGAUGCUUUCAUCAGACAUUCACCCAAAGUGAACCUAGUGAUGUAUUUUUUUUUAUAUGAAGAGGAAUUUGAUCCAUUCUUUCGGUAUGAAAUACCUGCCACCCAUCUUUACUUUGGGAGAUCAGUAAGCAAAGAUGUGCUUGGCCGUGUGGGAAUGACAUGCCCCAGGCUAGUGGAACUAGUUGUGUGUGCUAACGGAUUACGGCCGCUUGAUGAAGAAUUAAUUCGCAUUGCAGAACGUUGCAAAAAUUUGUCAGCUAUUGGACUAGGGGAAUGCGAGGUCUCCUGUAGUGCCUUUGUUGAGUUUGUGAAGAUGUGCGGUGGCCGCCUGUCUCAGUUAUCCAUUAUGGAAGAGGUACUAGUUCCUGACCAAAAGUAUAGUCUGGAGCAGAUUCAUUGGGAAGUGUCUAAGCACCUCGGCAGAGUGUGGUUUCCAGACAUGAUGCCCACUUGGUAAAGACCAAAUGACGUAGGACAUAAUGAAUACAGCACCUUAACUUUUAGCAUAUUGUAUUAUGGUAAGUUUAUUUCUUGUAGGUCUGAUGUAAUUCUACUAUUUUGUGGCACAGAAAUUUGAUACCUUUAUUGAGUAUAUAAGGAUUGUUUUUUGGAAGACCCAUGGACCAGUUUUGGUCAGAAAACUGUUUCUUCAGCCUAAUAGCAGUCAAAUCUCAGAAAAUUUAAAAAAGUGAUUCAGAUCUGAAAGUAAUAACUAGUAAUAAAGAUUAAACAUUUUACAGUCUGAAGGAAGCAAAAUAUAUAGUGAGUACUAAUAGGUUUUCUAAACUGUUACGGUUCUCUAUGCAGUUUUCAAAAAUGUAAACUUGACAUUUUAGGGUCUUCAGUUAUACAUACACCUGUUAUAAGGUGUUUAAUAUAGCUCAGGAAAGUGAGCAUUUUGUGGGAAAAAUGUAGGGUAUACCAUAUUUAAUGAAAAAGAUUGAUUGUUCUAAAAUGUUACAAAGCUGUUUAAAGAGGUAUAUAUAAUUAAUUGGAACACUUAAAGAAAGCUGAUAAAUGUCAUAUGAUGGUUAUUAUAGAAGGAUACUGAACAGAGCCAAGAUCAAAUUAAAAGAAAAUACAUGGAAGGGAGGCAGUGUUUAGCUUUGUAUAAACUUUCAGAUUGCUCUAUAAUCUGCUAAACUAUAUCAGUUAUUUUCUGUGACACAUUACUAUGUAUGUGGCACUUUGGGCAUCAUAUGUAAAGUAAGGAAUGCUUUACCAAUUCUCCUUGGGUUCAUUUUGGUUAAACUAGUUUUGAAGUAUUGUACAAUAAUUGAAAUGAGAAGUUUACCUAUUUUAAAAAGCCAAAUUGAAAUAACGGUAGAACUUUAAACCGUUCAUAAAUUGUUUUCAUGAAAGAAUAUUAGUCUCCAGUGAAUUUUAGUGAUGGCUCAUUUUUACAUUUUGGAAUUACAUAGUUACAUAAGUAGAAUUUUUAAAAAUCAUAAAAGGAGCACCAGUGUACAGUUCAGCAUAAAUAGUAAUUUUAAGAGUAUAUAUUUAAGUUCAUAAUCAUAUUUUUGAGUAAAUAUUGCUCAGUGGACUGGAAAACUUUAAUAGAAAAAUGUCUGCAGUUUUAUGAUAAUUUGGUUAAACUGAUAUUUUAUAUUAUUUAAGUUAGGUAGUAUUCUUAUUACUUUCAUAUGAAUAAAGGUAAUCCAUACAUUGUAGAAUCUGUAAAAAAAAAAAACAAACAUUGAGUUUUGGGCCAUAUUUAGUUUUUAGAUAUUAUAUAAAAUUUGAUUCUUAGCACUAGUGCUGGCAGAUACUAGCCUCCUAAGGGAGAUCAGAAAUGACGUACCCCCAGUGGAAUAUAUUAACGCUGGAAACUUGGAAAGCAGUUUGGUAGAUACAGAAGCUAAGAGUCUCAUGGGUCUAAUCUGUUUUUAAAAUAGAUUACCUUCCUAAGAAUAAAGUAAAAUGUGAUUUUCUACAUAAUUUAUGUUUUCAAAAGUGAUGGUAUUCUGGCCACAAAUAUAUAGAAAAAAGGCUGAUCCAGAUGUGGAAAUCAAAAGCAAUUAUUGUAAUAUUCCUCCCUCUUACUGAAUAGUAAAAUGUUCUGCUUGUACAAGAAAUACCUGUUUGUGGAUGAAGCUUUUUUUUCCUGGAACAACUUUGGAAAAUGGGUUGACAGUACAUAAUCAGUUCUACUAACCAAAGCUUUAUUUGGAAAUUUACUUUUUUGUACAAAUUGAAUUAUAUAAUGCUUGAAAUACUUUUAGUCACUUUAUAAGCAAAAUGCAUAGCUCUUAAUAUGUUUAUACUGUAAAGUAUAUGUUAAAUGCUUUUAUCAAUCUGAGAAUAAAGAUGCCUACUAAU